Messenger RNA from Staurois parvus, 548 nucleotides. The record is from the annotation of a GenBank genome assembly. NCBI's taxonomy places the organism in Eukaryota, Metazoa, Chordata, Amphibia, Anura, Ranidae.
AGUGGAUGGAUUGGCAGAGAGGGGUGGGAGGACAGUGAGUGGAGGCCAGUGGGGAUUGGCAGAGAGGGGUGGAGGACAGUGAGUGGAGGCCAGUGGAGGGAUUGGCAGAGAGGGGGGUGGAGGACACUGAGUGGAGGCCAGUGGUGGGAUUGGCAGAGAGGGGUGGAGGACACUGAGUGGAGGCCAGUGGUGGGAUUGGCAGAGAGGGGUGGAGGACACUGAAUGGAGGCCAGUGGAGGGAUUGGCAGAGAGGGGUGGAGGACACUGAAUGGAGGCCAUUGGAGGGAUUGGCAGAGAGGGGUGGAGGACACUGAAUGGAGGCCAGUGGAUGGAUUGGCAAAGAGGGGUGGAGGACACUGAAUGGAGGCCAUUGGAGGGAUUGAGUCCAGCGCAUUGGUAGCCAGUGGGAGGGAGUUGCAGUAAUGGGGGCGGGAUAUAACCGGGGGUGGAUCAGUUGUUUUUGUGGGUCAUUGGAGGAUUUAGCCGUGAGUUGGUUUUGGGGGGCCCAAAGGGGGUCAGAGUUAGAUUUUUGUAGAGGUUAUGGGGGA